This is a messenger RNA of Lycium barbarum (goji berry), 621 nucleotides long. RefSeq names its product V-type proton ATPase subunit e1-like. Lineage: Eukaryota; Viridiplantae; Streptophyta; Magnoliopsida; Solanales; Solanaceae. Gene Ontology annotation, molecular function: proton-transporting ATPase activity, rotational mechanism. The transcript has 4 exons. The coding region runs from base 179 to 391 and encodes 70 amino acids. The record is from RefSeq and is a predicted model, not a curated record. Gene Ontology annotation, cellular component: proton-transporting V-type ATPase, V0 domain. Gene Ontology annotation, biological process: proton transmembrane transport.
ACAAAUGGGCCUAACAAAACCCGAACCGGCCCAACACCGCAAUUUCCAAUUAUAGUUGACGACAAAUCGAUCUAUCGUUAGAUCAAGAUACUGUUGUUAACAGAAAAUAAAAAUUUCCAAAUUUUGAUACAAUUCAAUUUCAAAUCUCAUUAUCUAAAGAAAACAGAUUUGAUAUAAAAUGGGGUUUUUGGUGACAACGUUAAUUUUUGUUGUGAUUGGAGUUAUUGCAUCUUUAUGUGCCAGAAUUUGCUGCAACAGAGGCCCUUCAACUAAUCUGUUACACAUGACAUUGAUCAUUACCGCUACAGUAUGCUGUUGGAUGAUGUGGGCAAUCGUGUACCUUGCACAGUUGAAACCACUCAUCGUUCCAGUUUUGAGUGAAGGAGAAUAAGAUGAUCUUGGAAGCUCACAUCAUGUAUUUUUUGUGGAUUAUUGAGUGAAGGCAAAUACUUAUGGCAUGUUGAAGUCAUAUUUGUAUCACUAUUUAUGUACUUGUCAUUGAUGCAAGACAAAUUUGAUUUCAUUUUUUUUGUAUAAUAUUUCUAAUUCCACAUCAUCUUAGAGUGAUUCUGGCAAGAAAUAAUAAGCGUCGGGAAGCUAUUGCAUUCCUUUUUUAUCAAA